AUGUUCGGUUCGGUUCGGGUAACUGCCCAGUCGUUACUCGGGCCCACGGUGAACAUCCUCCCGCCAUUCGCGUUUCUCACCAAGGGCACGAAGAAGGAGACAAUGGGGAAGUUCAUGGCGAAGCCAAUGACCCUGUUUCAUUACCAGCGUGGUGUUACCUCGGGAUGUGGCUUGGGGUUGGCGUUCAGAGUCAACUUCACCUUCUCUCUCAUGCCCCAGUUUGGUACUGCUGGGUCCAAUGGCUUUGCACUUGUCAUAGCAGCAAAGCCCAAGGUGGGGAAGCCUGCUGGUGUGGGGUACAGUGGAUUGGGACUUCGGAGCAUAGCCGUUGUCUUUGACACGCUUCCGAAUGAUGUGGGCGAGCAGCACGUGGGGCUGUGCAUCAACGGCACAGAGGAGUGUUUGGUCAAGGAGGUGUCUCCAUUCACACUGACCGAUGGCGACUCAUACAAGGUGUGGGUGGACUAUGAGCCUGGGGAUCCCGGCACCAUUCAAGUGUUCCUGGCCAGUUCGAAUACAAAGCCAGACGAGCCACUGCUGCUGGGGAGGGUGUCGCUGUGUGCGGUCCUGCAGCCGGGAGUGAAGCAGCCGGCAUUCUCGUUUGGGUUCGUUGCGUCCACCACUGUCAAGGCCGUCCUGUUCAAAGAUCAAGCCCUUGGCCUCUCGCUAUCGGAGGACACAUUUGCACCGUCUCGAGGCAGCCCCUUUUCGCGCUACGUGAGUUCGGAUUUCGAGCUCUCGGCCACCAAGAAGGACGCGUGGAGGCUUCGUGACUUCCACACGUGGGACUCUGUGGAUUUCCUUGGCUGGCCUGUCAAGAACCAGCGAGACUGCAAUGCGUGCUGGGCAUAUGCGGUGGUGGCGAGUGUGGAGGCGGCAUACGGCAUUGCAAAGCAGCAGAGCGCCCCUCAACUGUCAGUGGAGGCGCUCUUCGCCCUCAUGGGGCUCUCCGACUCCGACAAGUGCUCCGCUGGCGGCUCCCCCACGCAGGCCCUUGAGAAGCUUGUGGCUCUCGAUGCCUCCAGUGGGCUCACAGGGGACAGUGACCCGGCAACAACGUACCCGGUGCAGUCGUUCGAGCGAGCGCGGUUCAAGGGGUAUGUGGGGCUCAUGAUGGCAGUGCAGAACCAGCCAGUGGUGGUUCACAUCCAGGCGUCUGCUGCCACGUUCGUGAUGUAUGAUGGGAACCGCAUUGCUCCUCCGUUUUGGAUUAUUCGCAACUCGUGGGGAGAGGAGUGGGGCGACAAGGGUCACAUACGCAUGGACAUUCAGGGAGGGGAUGGCGUGUGUGGCAUCAACGUGCUGCCUGGCAUCUACCCCGUUGUCAAGAUUCCAGGGGACCCCUGUGGUCAAAGCAGCUACCAGGGAGAUCGGCCGCAGCCCGUUAUGAAUCCGUGUGGCCGAUUCAAAUGUGGCGUGACAGCAGAGAGCACGAAUAACUGCACCUGCAACAUUCCCACCGCUACUGUGCAGCCUUUUGUACAGGUGGUGAAUGGAGAUGGCUUCACCACAUGUGCUUAUGUUAAUACCACAGCCACCACAAUGACAGUCACUGGAGACAACUGGUUGUGUUCGGAUGUUCAUCCACUUGUUGACCUCUCACUCACUGACUUCACUGACCAAAACGCGGUGGGUGAAGAUGAGGGCAUCGACUGCAGCCAGCCAUUGCUCAAGGGCAGUGUCCUUCAGCUGGCUAAUACUCCCGACACACCCUGCACUGCCUUCUUCUACACCCUUAAUGGGGACACCUGUGCAUCCAUGAGCAGGCAGCUCAACUUCACUGAAGCUGAUCUCGCUGAUCUCAACCCCGGACUUGACUGCUCCAAGCCCAUCAAGGCGGGCCGCUCUGUGUGCCUCGAGCGCAGUGAUGCCUUCGCCUUCACCGUCCCUGAGUGUGUGAGAUACGGCACGCUCACUCCGCAAGACACGUGCGAGAAGCUGCUUAAGAGGACCAGCACGAGUGUCCCCCCUUCGGGUGGCACUACACAAGGGGGUGCCAGUGAGAACCCAUGGGCUGCGCUGUACCGCAACAAUCCCGGCCUCACUUGCUCCAACACCAUCCCUUCCUCUGCCUACGCGACAGGCAGCAGGAUUGGCGUACAGUUAGGUUUGUGCAACAAGGGGAGGGCCAAGCGAGUUGCACCAACGUUGACAUGUUCAGGUGCUUACCGCUUUUAUGGUGGAGGAGCUGCUGCUAGUGCGGCGUUUGCAGACUACAACGGUAACGCUUGUGCUGGAACAGUAGGAGGAAAGGUUAUUUGUGUGCCGUGA
Messenger RNA from Closterium sp. Naga37s-1, 2271 nucleotides. NCBI's taxonomy places the organism in Eukaryota, Viridiplantae, Streptophyta, Zygnematophyceae, Desmidiales, Closteriaceae. The record is from the annotation of a GenBank genome assembly.